AAUUGCUGCGCCUGGUGGCACCGUGGAAUGAGGGGAGGCCAGCCUUCUCGGUGCGGAAUCUCCUUGGCCCAGGCCUUCCCAGGCUGCCCGUCCCGCCGCGGCUCAGGGCGCCUCCCGGCUCCCUGCCGCCUCCCAGCCGGACGCGGACGUGCCUGCGCGGCUCUGGCGGCCGCGUCUGCCGCCCCGGCGCCCGCCCGGGUCCCAGGCCGACUAAUUAGGCCCGGCUACCUCCCGCGCCGCCCACUGCCCGCUCCAGGCCCGCUGCCCGCUCCAGGCCCGAGGUGAUGGCGGCUGUUCCUGCCGUUCUGGGGCCUGUGCCCCAGAGCUGGCCGCGUUUCUCGGGGCGGGAGCCAGCUCUGCUCGCCUGGCUUAACCCAGACGAGCCCAGGACGCCCUAUCCCUGAACCCCAUCGUGGCGUGCAGGUCUGAGUAGGCUCUGGGCCAUGCCGGGGUACCUGGCUUGGAGGCUCUCUUCAGUCUCGGGAGAGAUAUGCUUAUCCCAGGCGGAGCGGAGAAGGCUGGGGGAUGACUGAUAGGGGGAGUCGGGAGGGGAUGUUGAGCCCUGAGGUGUUGCACUGAGCACGGAUCCAGUUCCUCUUGGCUUUGCCACAAACACAGUGACCUUAUGUAGAGUCCUUAGCCUCGGUUUCCCCGUUUGUAAACCAUCAGCACCAGCCCAUUUUCUCCUGAAUUUGGGAUUUAGGGAGCUGGGCUUUGUAUACCCCUCCCAGUCUCCUCUCUUGGGGGGUUGCUGAGGGGGUGGAGGUAAUGUCUGGACCUAGCAGGGCCUGCCUUACUGCCAUGAGCCCUGGAUGCCAGUGGCCAGCCUGCUCGCUGUGCUGAGGGCCAGGCAGGCCCUGGGCACUGAGGCACGUUGUUUGCUGAAACCAAAUUUCUGUGCUUGUGUUUUUCCAUAAUUAUAUUAGCAGGUGGGAUUUUUCCUCGGGGAAGCAGUGGGAGGGGGAGCGCCAUGGCAGUGUCCCCGCCCGCUCUAAGCGUGAGCUCACACUCAGCUCUGCCCGCCUGCCGUAAUGAUUUUUUAAUUAUGCAGCCAGUGCUCGGAAUUGCUAAUCCCCCUCCAGCCCUGCAUCCCCUCCUGCAACUCACACCCCAGCCCCUGGCUGAUGUCCCUAGAGUGGCGGUGCCCAGCCCCGUGCCCAUCACUGAGUGCUUGGGACAACCGCCAUAGCGGGAGAGAGGGUAGGUCAGGAAGGGCCGGAGGGGCGCCCCUCCGCCAUCUGCAAGUGACAAGACUUGUGGCUCUCUUUGUCUCCCACCCUACCCCUAGACCCAGCAUGGCUCACACCUGCCAGGACAGCUAUGGCUUUAAAUGAGUUUGGGGAGUGAUCGGUGCCCACACCAAGUGAUGUGGCCACACUCAUUUCAUGGACAUUAGCCUGUCUUCCCAGCCUUGUGUGACCCCAAGGACACAGGCACACAAGUACAAUUUUUGUCACACCCAUACUCACGCUUUACUUCCCUUCUACACACACACUCAGCCCCACAGCCAAGCUACACACACACACACAAUGGCAGGCUCUGCGUGCUUCUCACACAUGUAGCCUUACCUGAGGGCGGGGGCACCCUCAGGAGACCCCACUGCUGCCUCCUGUGCCCUGCAGUGGCCCUGCUCCCACUCCCUUGCCUCCAGACCCCCCAACCCCAUCCCCAUCCACCCUACUGGGAGGUGCUCCGAGGUCUUCUGGCUCCCGCCUCAUGGGGUGGCUGCCUGUGGCUGGGGCCAGCCUGAGCCUCCAUCGACCCUGGCCUGGGGGAGGUGCUGGGGGGGUUCUGCAGCACUGUGGCGGCGGCUCCUCUCCAGGCGCCCAGCUGUGGCAUCUGUCAAGGUCAGAUAGCGACUCCGGAACCAGCCGGCUCGGCCCCAUGGCCCCUCUCGCCUCAUUAUUUUUGUGUUCCGGGGCUGCGGCGACACCUCCCUCCCUCCUCCUCAGCCUCCCGCCUCUCGCCUGCCUCCCCCACGCCUCUGCAGGGAGGGCCUGCGGUCUGGGGGCUUUUGUUUUCCAGUUUUUUCCACGCUCAGGCCAGGCAGGCGGGUAGACACUGGCCAGAGCUGUUGGACCUUGAACAGCAGACAAGACAGGUGUCCCCCUUAGAGCUGGGACAGAUUCUCAGCUAGUGGAACCCUGGGUUGGUUUCUCAGAGGCACAAACUGAACCUGGAUGGAACCAGCCCCCACCACAGCCCAGGUGCACCUGUGGGCAGCUUCCUGUUUCCAUAGGGGCCCUAGCAGCUGGCACCAGUUCCUGUCUACACCAUCCCCGUCCCAGUAGGGCCCCAGACUCAUACAGCCCAGAGCUCCUGACACAACUCACAGUGCAUGCGGACAUACACACACUGGCAUUCAUGCGGCAAAGAUGUGUUGACACGUACAGACCAGAAGACUCCACAAACAUCCUCUCACCACGUAAACCACCCUAUUCGCACACACGUGCACUUGGACAUCCAUGUACAUUCACAGACUUGGGUCGCACACACAUGCCUCCACUUUACCCUCAGGGAGGUCACAGAGUCAAAGAUCUCCCCCAGCACUGCUACAUGAUCCCCAUAUAUGCUUUAAUGCUGUGGUCUGUAGAGGGCGACAUCUUGAGACUACACACUCAACCGGGCACAUUCACAGUCCACUGGACACACACACAGUUGUGCAGCACACCUCCCAGGUAGACACGCGAAAACACACUGUAUGCAUUGCUCUCGUCACCAUACACACUCCAGCCCCCUGAGCCCGCUCCCAGGUGCCCAGCAUCCUUGGGUAGUUAUGCCACCCGAGGGGCUUUUGUCCCCCGAAAUACUGGGAAGUGAGCUUGAGGCCUCAGCUUGCUGAGCCCUGUGUCCAGGGAGCCUCGGAGAGUGGGAAAUGGUUUGACAAGGACUGCCCGGCCCCUGCCCAACCUCACUGUGUACACCACUUUAGGCCCAAGAGCGCCAGGAUGGCGUGGGAUGGGGCGGGGGGUUCCAGGUGUGUCAUGAUGGGCUUGGUGGCUGCUGGCAGAGGCAGACUCUGGGGGGUGACCUCAGCUCUGUCUCUGGGUCCCUCCUCCCACCUCCAGCCCCUGAUUUGGGUGUGUAAAUGUUGGAGGAAUGGGGUGUGGGCAGACUCCAGGCCCCCAGGGUCUCUAGAGUGGCCCUGGCCAUCCCCUCUCUUCCUCCUCCAGCUGUGGACUGCUGUGACUGCCCCCGGGAGAGGAGCUAGAUGGAGGCUUAGCAGUGGCUGGGCCCCCACCCCCCAGGAAACUCAAAACCCUGGGCCAGCCGCGGGUGGCGGGUUGGGGCAGGCACAAAGAGGGCCUCUGUGCGGCCGGCUGGGCUGCCCACAGGAUUCUGGGGGAGGAGGCCGGAGCCGGUUUCCGUCCCGUUCUGCUUCCUGCGGAGGCUGCGGAAUGCCCGGAGCUCUGGCCCAGCCUGCCCCGUCUGGCCCACCCGCAGCCCCUUCCCCAUCUUUUCCAGGGCCUUGGGGUACAGCUGCAGACUUCUCUGCAACAGGGCCCUGAGAGCCACCCUCCAGGACCCAAGGGAAACCUAGGGGAUUUCCCCAAGCCGAGAGCUGAACUGGACCUCACCCUUUAGCUGAAGUCUUCCUUCCCUCCAUGUGCUGUGGAACCCUCAGCCAGGGUUGGAGCACCAGGCCCUGGAGUCACACAGACCUGGGUUUAAAUCCUGGCUCUGCCACUUACUGACCUUGUGACCUUAGGCAGGUGGCUUUAUGUCCCUGAGCCUCAGUUGCCUCAUCUGUAAAAUGAGGAUAAUAAUAAUUGUAGUAGAAUCCGGUGAGAAAAUGCAUGUGAAAUGCUUAGCACAGUGCCUGGUGGACAGUGAGUGUGCAUUAUUAGGACCUGCUGUUUAUUUUUUUUUAUUUAUUUGUUUGUUUGUUUAUUUAUUGUUUUGAGAUGGAGUUUUGCUCUUGUUGCCCAGGCUGGAGUGCAAUGGCGUGAUCUUGGCUCACUGCAACCUCUGCCUCCCAGGUUCAGGCAAUUCUCCUGCCUCAGCCUCCCGAGUAGCUGGGAUUACAGGCAUGCACCACCACGCUCGGCUAAUUUUUGUAUUAUUAGUAAAGACAGGGUUUCUCCAUGUUGGUCAGGCUGUUCUCGAACUCCCGACCUCAGGUGAUCCACCUGCCUCGGCUUCCCAAAGUGCUGGGAUUACAGGCGUGAGCCUGUACAGGCCAGGGCCUGCUGUUUAUUUUAAUGUCCUCUGGGGAACUUAAGAGUGGAAGGGACUGGAUGCUCCUUGCCACGAUAGGUCUCACCUCUUCUACGGUUCAGUCUCAGCCCUGCGUCCUGCUCAAAACCCUUCUCUCAAAUCAGUUUCCUAUCUGCAGAUCAUAUCAGUGACUGAUCUCGGCCUCUGGGGCCUUCCUCCUGAGGUCUGGAGGGUGGAGGGGAUCGCUGUCUGGAAUCCUUUUUUUCCCCUCUGUAUCUCUACCUCCUUCCCCAUGAUAUGCCCUGGGAUCGUGACUUCUGCAGUAGUUUGGGGUGAGAAGCAAGAGCCAUUCCUUUCCAUUUUACAAAUGGGAAACUGAGGCUUAGUGGCGGAAAGAGCUUGGUCAAAGUCACCAGUCAGGGAGGGACAGGGUGGAGCCACAAACCUAGGCCUCAGGCCUCCAGUUCCCUAGCCAGUCCUAGGCACAUAUGCCUCCCCCAACCCCAGACACACAAACACACCCCACACAGGAGCCCCAGAAGGACAGUGCGCCAUCUCUGAUUUCUUGACUCGUGCAUCCCUGGACUAGCCUUCCCUGGCUUGUCCCAUGGUGAGGCCCAUCAGUAGGGAGGUCCUGAGGGGGUACGUGGGCCUGAUUUCUGAUUGGUGUCAGCUCAGAGAUCACCACAUUGGGAAAUGUUUACUACAAGAUUCAGGGGAUCCCAGAUAGACAAGGCGUCAUUACACCUGCUUAAGCAAAUUGCCUGCUCUAAAUGGGGCAAUAAUAGGACUUCCUUCAGAGAUUGGGUAUGAGGAUAACAUGAGAUAAAGCAUGGACAGUGUGGCACAUAGGAAGAGCCCCAUACUUGUUAGCUAUGGUCCCAGGUGACAGAUGGGAAAACUGUCUCAGAGGCCAGUUUUUUCCCAAGGUCAAAAAAUGGGGAAGGGUCUUCCUGAACCUUUGACUCUUCCAGGAAAGGAACCUGGCCUGAGGGAGGUGCCUAUUGAGGAAAGGGCCUGUCUUUAUCAGAGGCAUCCCAGGCAUCUCAGUCCCUAGAGCCCCAGGUCAGAGCUUACUCCCUGCCCGGGGCCUCAGUGUUGCUGUGCAUGAAUGGGCUGAUCCCCUCCUCCAGCUGUUUUGGGGAGCACCGUAAAACAGAACAGAGCCUGGCUGGGUGCGGUGGCUCACGCCUGUAACCCCAGCACUUUGGGAGGCUGAGGUGGGUGGAUCACCUGAGGUCAGGAGUUCAAGACCAGCCUGACCAACAUGGUGAAACUCCAUCUCUACUAAAAAUACAAAAAUUAGCCAGGUGUGGUGGUGUGCGCCUGUAAUCCCAGCCACUCUGGAGGCUGAGGCAGGAGAAUUGCUUGAACCUGGGAGGCGGAGGUUGUGGUGAGCUGAGAUCGGGCCACGCACUCCAGCCUGGGUGACAGAGCAAGACUCUUGUCAAAAAAAAAAAAAAAAGAGAGAGAGAAAACAGAGCUCUACAUACUCCAGGUUUGCUCAAACCCUUUAGUCCUCAGGCCAAGGCAUGGUUGGCACCCACCCCAGCAGGAGGGGUGUAAGAGGGUCAGGGGUGUGGAGUCGGGGAUAUAGAAAUGCUGUCCCUUGUUCUGUCCUUGGCAGUCAGUCUUGGGGUGACUCUAGUGGGGUUGAGGCCAUGUCUCACCCCAGGCCACCCUCUGGGUGCUCGCAGUGGCCAGUGUGUGGGGGUAUGUGUGUCCAUCCAUAGCUGGAUGUGUGCCCUGUGCUCUCCGCCUGGGGCUGCGUUUCUCCCUGCCUCCAAGACCAGUCUCCCUGGGCUUGAGCAGGGCUUCUUUUUCCCUCUGGAAACUCCCCAGGCUGAAUCAUGGAAAUCAGAGACGGGACACCCUCCCUUCCACCCCAUUGCCCAGCUUGGUUCAACCACCAUAGCCUGUGGUCUGCUUUGCCCACCAUCAGCCUGUCUGCGUAUUUUGCCUCACUUGGAGGCAGGCCAAGGAGACCGGCCCACCAAGGUGGGGGGGAGGAGACAAGGGCCGGGAUGUCAAGUGCUGCAUGGAAGCGUGGAAAGUGGUGCAUUGAGCCAGGGUGUGCAGCUCUGCUGGGCCAGUGUUGGGGGUCCUGAAACGCAGCCUCUUCCACGAGCCUCCCUGGGCAGGCAGAAUGGCUGCAAGGCUGGUCAGCCAGCAAGGAAUGGCGGGGAUGGUGCCUUGGUCAAACCCUGCCCUUGGUAGUGGUGAUGGUUGCACAACUUUGUUGAUUUACUAAAAAUCAUUAAAUUAUAUGUAUACUUUAAUGUGGCAGAAUUUUAUAGUAUGUAAACUAUACCUCGAUAAAACUGUUUUUUAAAAAUCCUGCCAGCCAGGCGCAGUGGCUCACGCCUAUAAUCCCAGCAUUUUGGGAGGCCCAGGUGAGAGGAUUGCUUGAUCCUCAUAGGAAGACCUCAUCCCUACUAAAAAUUAAAAUAAUAAUAAUAAUAAAAAUUCUGCCCUUGGCCUCAAGGCCCUGCACAACUGGGACCCUGACAGCCUCAUAGACACACCUCACAUCUUCUUCCCCACCUGCUUAGGCUCUCUUUCAUGCCUUUGUCCCCUCUCAUUGCUUCUCCUUAUCCUUAACUCUCAAACUAGCAGUCCCUUCCUCCAGGAAGGCCUCAGAUAGCUCAUUGUGUCCCCUUCCGGCUCUUGUUUCACGCUGGUUCAUGUGACUGUGGGCCCAGCUCCUGUGCACUCCUGGAAGGCAGUGCUGGGGUCUGGGUCUGUGUGCUCUGCUGUCUCUCCGGUAUCAUAAGGUACAGGGCUGCUGUCGAGGUAGGUGCAGGGAAGAUGUGUGCAAAGGAAUAUCUAGAACAUCCAGCUGUGGGCCACCUGUGUACAUGUCUGUGUGCAGAUGGCACUAUGUCAUCCCAGGAUGUCCCCUCCUUCCCAGUGCUUUCUGGCCCGAGAGUUCAAGAUUGAACCCUGCGGGGGGUGAAGUGAGGCUCUUCUAGGGCUGAGGGUUGAAUAAGGGCACUGCCACCACCUCCAGUGACCUCACUGCCAGCUGGCAUUAUGAUGUCACUGGCUUAGCAUUCCAGGCCCUGGGCAUCUCCAAGUGCCCCAGGUGGGGGCACUCUCCUGGGGUCUGUGACAGCUUGCCCCCAACCACGGAGAGAGUGAAGACAUUUCCACCUGGACACCUGACCAUGUGCCUGCCCUGAGCAGCGAGGCCCACCAGGCAUCUCUGUUGUGGGCAGCAGGGCCAGGUCCUGGUCUGUGGACCCUCGGCAGUUGGCAGGCUCCCUCUGCAGUGGGGUCUGGGCCUCGGCCCCACCAUGUCGAGCCUCGGCGGUGGCUCCCAGGAUGCCGGCGGCAGUAGCAGCAGCAGCACCAAUGGCAGCGGUGGCAGUGGCAGCAGUGGCCCAAAGGCAGGAGCAGCAGACAAGAGUGCAGUGGUGGCUGCCGCCGCACCAGCCUCAGUGGCAGAUGACACACCACCCCCCGAGCGUCGGAACAAGAGCGGUAUCAUCAGUGAGCCCCUCAACAAGAGCCUGCGCCGCUCCCGCCCGCUCUCCCACUACUCUUCUUUUGGCAGCAGUGGUGGUAGUGGCGGUGGCAGCAUGAUGGGCGGAGAGUCUGCUGACAAGGCCACUGCGGCUGCAGCCGCUGCCUCCCUGUUGGCCAAUGGGCAUGACCUGGCGGCGGCCAUGGCGGUGGACAAAAGCAACCCUACCUCAAAGCACAAAAGUGGUGCUGUGGCCAGCCUGCUGAGCAAGGCAGAGCGGGCCACGGAGCUGGCAGCCGAGGGACAGCUGACGCUGCAGCAGUUUGCGCAGUCCACAGAGAUGCUGAAGCGCGUGGUGCAGGAGCAUCUCCCGCUGAUGAGCGAGGCGGGUGCUGGCCUGCCUGACAUGGAGGCUGUGGCAGGUGCCGAAGCCCUCAAUGGCCAGUCCGACUUCCCCUACCUGGGCGCUUUCCCCAUCAACCCAGGCCUCUUCAUUAUGACCCCGGCAGGUGUGUUCCUGGCCGAGAGCGCGCUGCACAUGGCGGGCCUGGCUGAGUACCCCAUGCAGGGAGAGCUGGCCUCUGCCAUCAGCUCCGGCAAGAAGAAGCGGAAACGCUGCGGCAUGUGCGCGCCCUGCCGGCGGCGCAUCAACUGCGAGCAGUGCAGCAGUUGUAGGAAUCGAAAGACUGGCCAUCAGAUUUGCAAAUUCAGAAAAUGUGAGGAACUCAAAAAGAAGCCUUCCGCUGCUCUGGAGAAGGUGAUGCUUCCGACGGGAGCCGCCUUCCGGUGGUUUCAGUGACGGCGGCGGAACCCAAAGCUGCCCUCUCCGUGCAAUGUCACUGCUCGUGUGGUCUCCAGCAAGGGAUUCGGGCGAAGACAAACGGAUGCACCCGUCUUUAGAACCAAAAAUAUUCUCUCACAGAUUUCAUUCCUGUUUUUAUAUAUAUAUUUUUUGUUGUCGUUUUAACAUCUCCACGUCCCUAGCAUAAAAAGAAAAAGAAAAAAAUUUAAACUGCUUUUUCGGAAGAACAACAACAAAAAAGAGGUAAAGACGAAUCUAUAAAGUACCGAGACUUCCUGGGCAAAGAAUGGACAAUCAGUUUCCUUCCUGUGUCGAUGUCGAUGUUGUCUGUGCAGGAGAUGCAGUUUUUGUGUAGAGAAUGUAAAUUUUCUGUAACCUUUUGAAAUCUAGUUACUAAUAAGCACUACUGUAAUUUAGCACAGUUUAACUCCACCCUCAUUUAAACUUCCUUUGAUUCUUUCCGACCAUGAAAUAGUGCAUAGUUUGCCUGGAGAAUCCACUCACGUUCAUAAAGAGAAUGUUGAUGGCGCCGUGUAGAAGCCGCUCUGUAUCCAUCCACGCGUGCAGAGCUGCCAGCAGGGAGCUCACAGAAGGGGAGGGAGCACCAGGCCAGCUGAGCUGCACCCACAGUCCCGAGACUGGGAUCCCCCACCCCAACAGUGAUUUUGGAAAAAAAAAUGAAAGUUCUGUUCGUUUAUCCAUUGCGAUCUGGGGAGCCCCAUCUCGAUAUUUCCAAUCCUGGCUACUUUUCUUAGAGAAAAUAAGUCCUUUUUUUCUGGCCUUGCUAAUGGCAACAGAAGAAAGGGCUUCUUUGCGUGGUCCCCUGCUGGUGGGGGUGGGUCCCCAGGGGGCCCCCUGCGGCCUGGGCCCCCCUGCCCACGGCCAGCUUCCUGCUGAUGAACAUGCUGUUUGUAUUGUUUUAGGAAACCAGGCUGUUUUGUGAAUAAAACGAAUGCAUGUUUGUGUCACGAA
This is a messenger RNA of Homo sapiens (human), 9398 nucleotides long. RefSeq names its product CXXC finger protein 5 (gene CXXC5). Gene Ontology annotation, molecular function: zinc ion binding; DNA binding. The record is from RefSeq and is a predicted model, not a curated record. Lineage: Eukaryota; Metazoa; Chordata; Mammalia; Primates; Hominidae. The coding region runs from base 7455 to 8423 and encodes 322 amino acids. Gene Ontology annotation, cellular component: nucleus; cytoplasm. The transcript has 3 exons.